AUGAGCUCUUUUUCACAAUUUGUAAUAAGCUCUUCAACAGGACCUUCUUCUGUCUGCCGCUGUCCUACCUGUGCCUUUACACAGUAUAAUCCAUUUGUGGCUGCAAAUGAAGGCAGAUAUUCCUAUGUCAUGAGAUGCAUGGUACACAUGUGUGUUACUCAUAAUGUAUCUCCACCUGUUACUUUUUCCACUGAUAAUAAUACUAUAAGGAAAUGCAUAAUUGCAUGUAAUGAUACCGACAACCUCCAUGCAGAAGCAGCUCGAGAAUAUGCUCUCAUGGAUAUUGUGAGAACUCUUGGACAUCAUGUCAACCCAUGCAUCUUUGAUCUCUACUCCAGCUACCUAUUUGAGGUAAACCACAGCUGGGCCUUAUCAUUAUGGUUGGAAGCAACCAGAUUCAUUGCCUCAAUCAAUAUAACAAUCUCUAAAAAGAGUAUUCUUAUUCUAGAAAAUAUGUUCGAAAUGAUUUAUUCCAAAUUAACAGAUAAUGAAGAUUAUGAACACCAACCAGAUGAUCUUCAAUUCGUUGACAACAUUUGCCAUAUUUUCUAUAAAAGUAAUCACUUCCCAAAAGAACUCAUCUCCAAGCUCUAUCUGAUCGUUGAUUGUGAUAAUGGGAUGGAGCUCGUUCCCUUACUCAAACAAACUGGUACCUAUCUUGAAUAUUUAAUAGCAAGGAAUGACCCUACUCCAGUAAAGGAAUUGGAUUGUGAUAUACUGAAAUGGAACUAUCAAAUCGUUCCACCAGAUGAUCUGUCAGAGCGUAGACUUUAUCGUUUGCUGUACUUUAAAAUACGGUUAGGCUUACCAAGUUCUGUAACUGACUUGUUUAAUUUCAUGUUUGUUGAGCAAUUGAUUGGUGACUCACCAAUUAAGGAAUUGUUGGUUGAUAACUUUGAAACAUACAUUCAAUCCCAUCCAGAGCAUGCAGAGGCUAUCAGAGCUACUCUCCUUGAAACCACUAUUACCUAUGCUUAUGAGGGUAAAUGGGAUGUGGCUGGAUUGAAUAUAAGAAUUUUGGGAAAGAUGGGGAGAGAAUAUAAUGAUUUGGUCCAUUUGAUCCAGUCGUGUGUUAACCAUUAUAGACCUAAUGAACUGAAUGAAUUCUUUACGGAAUUCUUGAUAGAUGUUCUUUUCCUUUUUUAUAAGGAGAAGCAUAAUUUUUCACUUCAGCAAAUACAAGCAAUAGAAAAUCUCUUCAAUCUCUUUACGGAACAUCUUACGCCUCUUGAUUCGUGCUUUGACCUUUCUGAAAGACAAUAUAUAGAAAUAUUGGAUUUAGCGUUGUCAUUCAAAGAGAACAGGUCCCACAGAUACCAAGGAAUAACAAAAAAACUAGUUUCUGCAUUCGAAAGUGCAUUACACUGUUGUGUGGAAAGCACAGAGUUUCUAUUGCAGCUGUUUUGUGAAAGGUGGGCUAACAGCUUGGAUGACCAUACUCAAGCUUCUAAAUUCCAUGAGCUAUUCGAAGAUGACACCAUUUGGAAUCAUGCUCUUAGCUCAGAAAUCCAAAAAACAACUAUAUCACGUAUUCGAAUCCUGAAUAAGCUCUUAUCAAACAGACCUCUUCUUGAUUUAUUCCUACCACAAGAAACUGCAAGAGAUCAUCUUGGUUACAUUUUAGGUGUCACCUCUCAAUCUAAUGUUGUUGGUUAUCGUAAGAACAGUCCACACUAUCAAGAGUUUCUGAGGUUUGGUACUUUAGUGAACAGUGUUCUGGAAUUAAUUGAUCAAGACGUUUAUAACGGAGCUUUACCUUAUGAGAUUUACACCAUAUCAAUCUACUUUUCAAUUUUAUGUAAAUUCUAUGCAGAAGAAGCCAAAGAUCAAGAGCUUCAAUCCUUUGACAGCUUUUUAAAAGUAAUUCUAGUAACUGCUGAUGAAAAUGGUUAUGACCAUAGUGUUCUCCACACUGUCAAACUAUUAACUCAAAAGAAGGUUUAUCUUGAAAAUUCUGAAGCAACCUUGACUCUCUUUGGGAUUUGUAAACUUUUAAACCUGAUUAAUUAUGUUAUGAACAAUGAUACCAGUGAUUCAUAUGAUUUUUCCGAAACUUUGAAUUACUAUCAAAAUCAGCCAUUAAUGAGAGAUGCUCCACAUCAAAACACAAUUCAAAAUCUAAUUGAAAAGCAUCAAUUAUUGAAGAAUUUAUCUCAAAGCAAUCGAAUGACUGAUGAAUAA
This is a messenger RNA of Naegleria gruberi, 2181 nucleotides long. RefSeq lists its product as uncharacterized. The transcript has a single exon. Bases 1 to 2181 code for a protein of 726 amino acids. Lineage: Eukaryota; Heterolobosea; Eutetramitea; Acrasida; Naegleriidae. The record is from RefSeq and is a predicted model, not a curated record.